Messenger RNA from Naegleria fowleri, 4020 nucleotides. RefSeq lists its product as uncharacterized. NCBI's taxonomy places the organism in Eukaryota, Heterolobosea, Eutetramitea, Acrasida, Naegleriidae. The transcript is spliced from 3 exons. The record is from RefSeq and is a predicted model, not a curated record. The coding region runs from base 1 to 4020 and encodes 1339 amino acids.
AUGCUCAAGAAAUUUUUCGGCAGUGUAGCCGAUAACAAGAAAGAUCUCGAACACUUUGCGAUGAAAGAACUGAAUGAUGAUUUUCCUCCUGGUGCUUCAUCGUCUCCCACAAGCAUGCCGAAUACAGAAUCUCCAACAAACAGCACCAACAAUAAUGUAAAACCAUUCAACAACAUAAUUAAUAAUAAUAAUAAUAACAACAAAACUUCGUCUCCUUUUUCACCUAGAACAACAACAAAUUUUCCCUCACAACAACAACAACUUCAUCAACUCCCACCCACCAUUUCUACUAGCACUGCCAAGUCCUAUGCAAGCACUCCGACGACUGCCACAACACCCAGUGAUCUUCAACGAAGGAUUUCUCUUGCACUCACUUCAUCUCAACAACAGAAGGAAUCACCGACUGCUGCUCAUAUUUUGCUCACGGAAAGAGGAGCUUCUAUGCUUCACCUUUCUGCUCAUCAUCAUAGAAAUUCAUCAUUGUCAAGUUUGUUGGAUAGUAAUGGUAAUUUAUUAGAAACCCUUUCUGCAGCAGACGAUGAAGUUAAUGGGAUGAACAACAAUGAAAGCCUCACCAACAAUCCAACAACUAACACGGGUAGUGGUAAUUUGAAAUUACCAGAACUGGUUGGUAUUGCUCCAGGUAGUCCCGAUUUGUUAGAGGCUUUUGUGGCAGCCGAGAGUGAUAGCGAUGAUGAGGAAGCAAUGACGCCAAGAGGUACAUUCAAUGGAGGAGCCUCCAAGAAUGGCAGUAAUAAUGAACAACAACAAUCACAAGACGACAACGGUAUCAACACUCCAGUGCUCAAAGUAGAUCGAACAGACACUUCCGAGCAAAAUUCAUCAGCACAACAAACUCUAUCAACAAACUCUCUUUCGGGAUUAACAAUAGGUUCCAGACAUUCAUCCAAGGAUGCACUGGCCUCUGUAAGCACUCCCAUGAGUGCCCGAAGUUUGGCCUCCAUGUUAGAUCAAUUCAUGGAUGAUCACUUGGCUUCUCCAAAUACCUCAAGUUUUAUGAUGGUUGAGAGUGGAGAACGAAGAUUGAGCUUGGAUGAGACACAAACAAGUUCAUCAUCUAAAAUUGAUAUUGAGCCAGUUCCAAGAGCAUCUUUGGAUAACAGUUCUACCGGAGUUUCUAAAAACAACGGCCAUUUCCCAAAAAUUCAUGGCUCUGCAUACCUUCAAAAUGAAGAGGUAUCUACCUCGUCACCUUUAUUAACAAACACUAGUGGAUCUGUAACUCCAUCUCUCCAAACACCAGUACCUCUAAAACAUAAACGAACAAAGAGCGUAGAUUCUUCACAUCAACAAGAUACAUCAACAGUCGGAAAAGCUUCGCCUACAAUCACAAAAACAGCAACAACAGCGAAUCUUCAGAAUAUUGUUAAAACUCCAAACAAAUUUGCAGUUCCACAAAAUGAAACUCCAAUCUACAAAUCGUUCAAAUAUACAGAUGAAGAAGGAAAAGAAUAUCAUUAUCAAGGAACUGUUUUGCCAAGCACAAACGAAAUGCAUGGUAGGGGCGAAUUAUUGUUUCCUAAUAAGACCAUCUAUGAAGGAGAUUUUGACAAAGGAAAAAAACAUGGAUUUGGAAAAAUUAUUUUUCCAUCCCCAAUUCCAAAGAAACCACCAACCAUCGCAAUCGGUCAAUGGGAUAAUGAUGUACCUUCAAGCGAAUUACCUUGGAAAAUUUCAUAUGAUGGAGAGGAAAUGGAAUAUUGGGGAUAUGUAAAAUUGAAACCAAAAAGUGUUGGAAAAAUAAUGUAUACUCUUGAUGAUUUUGAGAGAACCCAAGAGGGAGAGCUAUAUUGUAGCAAGACCAACACCAAGUACUUUGGCUCAUUUAAACACAAUCAAAAAUAUGGAUUUGGAGUUGAAAUUUAUCCAAAUAUUGCAGAAAGAUAUUGUGGAGGAUGGAAACAUGACAUGUAUCAUUAUUUUGGAACUUAUCAUUAUAGAGAUGGCACGUACUUCCAAGGAAUGUACAAGAAAGGACAAAGAAAGGGUAAAGGAAAACUUUAUUUACCUAAUGGAGACAUUAUUGAAGGUUUUUGGUAUGGAGACAACAAAGUUGAAGGCUGCACCUACUACAAGGGAACCUGUAAAAAUGUUCAAUUAACAAACCUUCAUAUGCUCCAAUUCCAAAUUCAAGAAUCAAUGAAGUUAUACGAGAAUAUGGGGCACAUGGAUGAAUUAGCUAUGAGUAUGUACGACCCAGAAUGUGUAAAACCUGCAUCUGAUUUGAAGUGGACUCAAUAUUUGGUGCUUUUUAGGGAUGAUUGGAAAAAAGAGCGGUACGCUCUUUCAAAGAAACUAGUCAGCAAAAGUUCUACCAGAUAUGAGCUAAUGGGAAUAUCUUCCGUGUCUGCACAGUUCGACAGAUUAAGGAAAGCUUUUACAUCUAUUCUUACGCAGUUAUUGACAGGAACCUUUUCUGAUAUUUCUGCCUCUGCUUUAGAUCCCAGUUUCAAGUUUAUAUCCAAUUUUAUUGCAUUCUUUGUCAGCAUAUUCUGUGGAAGUUACUAUAUCGGAUCGAACUCAAAAUCAGUUUCUGGAAAGCAUCAAGCCACACUGCUCUAUCAUGCGAUUGACGAUACAAAGAGUUUUAUCAUGUUUUUAUGUGACAAAGUGUUGUGGGACUUUUUCGUACGAGAUGUCUUCUCGGUGGCUCUUACUGCAGAUGUUCCAAACUCGGAACAACUAUUGGUAGAUAUUGAAAAGGAGUUUUAUCCAAUUUGUAGAAACUUAAUUUCAAAUACCGUUCAUGAAAAAUUGUUUUCAACGUUAUUUGAACUUUACAACUAUCACUAUCGUGAUAGCGAUUUACUCAUGAAUCAAAAGAUUAGAUCUCUUCAAGGUUGUACCAUAUCAAUGUUUGGUGUCGCACCAGAAUUUGCUCCAUUACCACCCUCAGACAUGAAUCUUGUAUUUUACGAAUACAAACAAACAAGCGAUAUUCCAUAUGAAGAGACAAUCAAACUAUUAGAUCAAAUAAGAAAUGCAAAAUCAGUAAUUGCUAAAAUUGAAACUCUCUCUAAAGUUAGAACACACGCCAUGCAAACAAUGAAAAAAUAUAGAAAAGCACAUAAGCGAAAGGAGGCAUAUUUGAAUUAUCAGUCUUCAAAUGAAGUUUAUGACAUGGAUAGAAACACAAAACCAACUACAAAGGAGCCGUGGUGGAACGCAGAGCUCGAGAAACGAUGUGAGGAGUGGCAAGCAGGAGCUGAUGAUGUCACAUCUGUGUAUAGUUAUAUUUUCAGCAAAUCCAGCAUUGACAAUUUUACUGCUACUUUCCACUAUGUUAAUGACUGGAAGUCAGAACAGGUGAAUUUCGAUCCAGUCAGUCACAUAAUACGAUUUUAUGAAGGCUAUUUAUCAUAUAUUCAAGAUAUAGACCCAAAUAUUUUGCAUGAUGGCCAAUUUAUUUCCAAGUACUCUCUGACUAGCUCCUUAGAGUCCGCUAUUGAAGGACGCGUUCUUGUGUACCGAGAUAAGAAUUUACCAUUCUUCUGGUUACCGAGCUUGUUGGUCCAUGUUGGUCUGGAAAUUGGUAAAACCGUCGCAAAUUCAGCAGCCGCUAUUACCAAAUCAUCUUCCCUUAGUAUUUCAAAUAUUACCAACAUUACUAAUAUUACUGCUGGCUCAAUUUUGAACCUUUUAGCUUCCUUAAAUCCAGCCACUGCUAUGACCUCUACGAAAAACGAGUCUGCUCAAGAUUCUAAAAUGAGUUUUAAUCCCUUCACGAGAAAGUUGAUACUUCCAAGUAAUCUGGAAGUUGUUGAUAUCAGCAAUCAGAAUUUAGUUCAAUCGAUUAUCAAAUUCUAUGAUCUGGUUCGACAAACUUUAGGUGCCAGCUCAAUAGGUUUCAAUGUAGAGUUGAAAAAGAAUGAGGAGACAGGCAACAAUGAUGUCAUUGUGGUGUUUGACAAGCUCUAUCCAAGCUAUGUCUACUCUGAGAUUGCACUUGGUGUGACUCGUUACAUCAAAUACGAACUUCAGAACAUUAUCAUUGUUUAA